This is a messenger RNA of Vigna unguiculata (cowpea), 870 nucleotides long. Its product is annotated as protein LHCP TRANSLOCATION DEFECT-like. Gene Ontology annotation, biological process: intracellular protein transport; granum assembly. The record is from RefSeq and is a predicted model, not a curated record. Gene Ontology annotation, cellular component: chloroplast stroma; chloroplast envelope. NCBI's taxonomy places the organism in Eukaryota, Viridiplantae, Streptophyta, Magnoliopsida, Fabales, Fabaceae.
GUUUCACAACACAAGCUUGCUGUUUCAAAACUCAACAGCAAUGGCUUCCAUCUCAUGCAUCACCCACCACCCCGUCACUUCCAAGCUCAAAAAUUUCUUCCCUUCACCUCACGUUUCUGCCUCAGACUUGGCUUCAAGGUUUCUGGGCACAAAAAAAAGUGUUGGGUGGCUCAGCCUCACCUCUAGAAUUGGCCCCUCCAACGGCUCCAGAGCCACGUGCUGGUUCAGGUUCGGGAAGAACGGUGUUGAUGCCGAAGGUGCUGGCAUUUAUGGCAGCCAAAGCCGUGAUGACUUUGACAGAGAUGAUGUGGAGCAGGUCGAGUUGUACAGGGACGAAGAUUGUGUUGAGUCCACCAGGGAAGAUGGUCGAGUUGAAUCGUACAGGGCGAUGGUCGAUGUGAGUGGAGCGAGGCCAAAGGUCGAGAAGAGACAACCCGGAUCGUGUCGAGCGGAGUUAGUCCAAGCCAAAGUUAAUCGAGUCAACAUGAGUUGUAUUUGAUCAAGUAAAUCAAGGUUGAAAGUUGAACCGAGUGGGUCAGAUGUCGGGAUGAGUCGAUCUUUCGAAGGUCAGGUCGAGCCAUUGGGUAGAUGUUCGAAUCGAGCCGACCUAAGAGGAUGGUUUGGCCGAGCCAACUUGAAUGGAUGGUUGGACCGAUCUAACACGAGUGGAUGGUCAACCCAAGCUGGAUUAGGACGAAGGUCUAGCCAAGCUAGCCCGAACGGAUGGUCAGUGUAACAUCUCAAAUUUAUACUACGAUGAUUUCAGUACGAUAACACCAAAAAUUUUAUGAUACAUACAAUAUAUAAAUGUUAUGUUAUUUAUAUCUUCAUUAUUUCACAAAAGAAAUAUAUAUUAGUUAAUUAAUUAAA